Molecule: messenger RNA, 1072 nt
Organism: Closterium sp. NIES-67
Lineage: Eukaryota; Viridiplantae; Streptophyta; Zygnematophyceae; Desmidiales; Closteriaceae
Source: the annotation of a GenBank genome assembly
AUGCUGCUCAUGCGGCUCAUGCGGCUCAUGCUGCUCAUGCUGCUCAUGCUGCUCAUGCUGCUCAUGCUGCUCAUGCUGCUCAUGCUGCUCAUGCUGCUCAUGCUGCUCAUGCGGCUUAUGCUGCUCAUGCGGCUCAUGCGGCUCAUGCUGCUCAUGCUGCUCAUGCUGCUCAUGCUGCUCAUGCUGCUCAUGCUGCUCAUGCUGCUCAUGCUGCUCAUGCUGCUCAUGCUGCUCAUGCGGCUCAUGCUGCUCAUGCGGCUCAUGCGGCUCAUGCUGCUCAUGCUGCUCAUGCUGCUCAUGCGGCUCAUGCGGCUCAUGCGGCUCAUGCUGCUCAUGCGGCUCAUGCGGCUCAUGCUGCUCAUGCUGCUCAUGCUGCUCAUGCUGCUCAUGCUGCUCAUGCGGCUCAUGCUGCUCAUGCGGCUCAUGCGGCUCAUGCUGUUCAUGCGGCUCAUGCGGCUCAUGCUGCUCAUGCUGCUCAUGCUGCUCAUGCGGCUCAUGCGGCUCAUGCGGCUCAUGCUGCUCAUGCGGCUCAUGCGGCUCAUGCUGCUCAUGCUGCUCAUGCGGCUCAUGCGGCUCAUGCUGCUCAUGCUGCUCAUGCUGCUCAUGCUGCUCAUGCGGCUCAUGCGGCUCAUGCUGCUCAUGCUGCUCAUGCGGCUCAUGCUGCUCAUGCUGCUCAUGCUGCUCAUGCGGCUCAUGCGGCUCAUGCUGCUCAUGCGGCUCAUGCUGCUGAUGUUGUUCCCCUCAGAGAACAGCACUUGGUGGUGGUUUUAGCCAUACGUGGCAGCGGGCUGUAAAACACUGUUGUUUUUAGAAACAUUCUUGCUCAGAAAAAACUCUUGUGAAUUUGUAGGGCAAAAGUGAUGGUAACUAGUUUCGGCAGGUGGCUGCCUUCAUCAGACCAUACACAAAAGAGCAAAUGAGCAAGGCUAAAUAGGCAGGAGCUCGUGAACCUCCCAAGCCCAAAAUGCGGCUCGAGGGAAUUCUCGGAGUCCGAACCUCUAGGCUAGAGAAAGUGAAAUAAGUGUAGCUACACCUAACACUUUCUAGCUGAAACUAAAAUAUCUCCUGUAGG